Hypomesus transpacificus is the source of this 3681-nucleotide messenger RNA. RefSeq names its product sema domain, immunoglobulin domain (Ig), short basic domain, secreted, (semaphorin) 3Fa (gene sema3fa). Gene Ontology annotation, molecular function: semaphorin receptor binding; chemorepellent activity. Lineage: Eukaryota; Metazoa; Chordata; Actinopteri; Osmeriformes; Osmeridae. Gene Ontology annotation, biological process: negative chemotaxis; axon guidance; neural crest cell migration. The record is from RefSeq and is a predicted model, not a curated record.
UUGCUGUCGUGCGCACCGCUGAACUUCGACAACUCCUUUCUCUCAAGGAAUUACUCUAUAUGAAAAAGUGGGAUUGUACACUAGAGCCAUAGGUGAUUUUAAGACAAAUACGACCGUCUCAUGGCUUUCUGAAGUUUAAUUGGAUCCGCGCUUUGUUUCCGAGUCAUCGUGGAGGAUUUUUGCGGCUUACAUUGGACAGAGAACGAGGAUCAGGUUGGCCGCUUUCUAAAUGAUUGGAAUCAACGUAGUUCUUUAAGGAUAACACUGAACCGGCUCCAGGAUUCUCUCCCCUCCUCUGUGUGGAAACAGAGGGACCAUGCAGUGGGACAACCUGUGGUGGCUGCAGACCCUGUUGGCCCUGGCAGCAGCGACGCUGGCCUCCCCCAAUGAGCCCCUCUCUGCCCCCCGAGUCUUCCUGUCCUUCAAAGAGCUCAAGUCCACUGGCACGGCUCACCACUUCUCCUUCCUGCUCAACUCGACGGACUACCGGAUCCUGCGCAUGGACGAGGACCACGACCGCAUGUACGUGGGCAGCAAGGACUACAUCCUGUCGCUGGACCUGCACGACAUCAACAAGGAGCCUCUCAUAAUCCACUGGCCCGUGGCCGCGCAGAGGAGGACGGAGUGUGUUUUGUCCGGGAAAGACAUCAACGGGGAGUGUGGCAACUUCAUCCGCCUGAUCGAGCCGUGGAACCGCACCCACCUGUACGUAUGUGGGACGGGCGCUUACAACCCCGUCUGCACCUAUGUGGACCGAGGCCGCAGGUCCCAGGGCUCCCUCUACCUCCAGGCACCUCAGUCAGGAGGGAGGACCAGUCGGGCAGCAGACUUCAGCACCACAGCAGGGCCUCUGGAGCUAAAGGAGUACAUUUUUCGGUUGGAGCCGGGCAAAGUGGAUUCUGGGAAAGGGAAAUGCCCGUAUGACCCUAAGCUCAACAGUGUCUCGUCUUUGAUCAAUGGAGAGCUCUAUGCGGGGGUCUACAUUGACUUCAUGGGGACUGACUCGGCCAUCUUCCGGACGCUGGGAAAGAAUACAGCCAUGAGGACAGACCAGUACAACUCUCGCUGGUUGAACGACCCCACCUUCAUCCACGCACACCUCAUCCCAGACAGCGCGGAAAAGAACGACGACAAGCUGUACUUCUUCUUCCGGGAGAAGGCGUCCGACAUGGGCCAGAGCCCCAUGGCCCAGUCCAGGAUCGGCCGCAUCUGCCUGAAUGACGACGGUGGUCACUGCUGCCUGGUCAACAAGUGGAGCACCUUCCUGAAGGCCCGGCUCAUCUGCUCCGUGCCGGGGCGGGACGGGAUUGAGACGCACUUCGACGAGCUCCGGGAUGUGUACAUCCAGCCCACUCAGGACACCAAGAACCCAGUCAUCUAUGGCGUGUUCUCCGUUUCAGGCUCGGUGUUCAAGGGCUCUGCCGUGUGUGUCUACUCCAUGGCUGACAUCCGGCAGGUCUUCAACGGACCCUUCGCCCACAAGGAAGGUCCUAACUACCAGUGGGUGGCCUACACUGGGAAGAUCCCCUACCCUCGCCCUGGAACGUGUCCCGGGGGCACGUUCACCCCCAACAUGAAGUCGACGAAGGACUACCCCGACGAGGUCAUCAACUUCAUGAGGAACCACCCCACCAUGUACAACGCCGUGUACCCGGUGCACAAGCGCCCCCUGGUGGUGCGCACCAACGUGGACUACGAGUUCACCACCAUCACCGUGGACCAGGUGGCGGCCGCCGACGGGAGCUACGAGGUGCUGUUCCUGGGGACAGACCGCGGCACGGUGCAGAAGGUGAUCGUCCUGCCCAGAGACGACCUGCAGACUGAGGAGCUGGUCCUGGAGGAGGUGGAGGUGUUCAGGAUUCCGACCCCGAUCACCAGCAUGAAGAUUUCCUCCAAGAGGCAACAGCUGUACGUGGGCUCCGUGCUGGGCGUCACCCACCUGGCCCUCCACCGCUGUGACGUGUACGGCGAGGCCUGCGCCGACUGCUGCCUGGCCAGAGACCCCUACUGCGCCUGGGACGGCAACUCCUGCUCCCGCUACUCUGCCUCCCAGAAGAGGCGCAGCCGCCGGCAGGAUGUGAAGUACGGCAACCCAAUCCGCCAGUGCCGCGGCUACAACUCUAACGCCAAUAAGAACACCCUGGAGAUGGUUCAGUACGGGGUGGAGGGCAGCACCACCUUCCUGGAGUGCCAGGCGCGCUCCCCUCACGUGUCUCUCAAGUGGCACCUGCAGAGGGAGAACAGCGACAGGAGGAAGGAGAUCCGCUCCGAGGGCCGCCUCCUGAAGACCGAGCAGGGCCUCCUCCUGCGCUCCCUGCAGUCGUCCGACAGCGGAAUCUACCAGUGCACGUCCACCGAGAAGAACUUCAAGCACACCCUGGUCAAGCUGCAGCUGGUGGUGCUCUCCGGACGCACCGUCAACAACGUGCUGGUGGAGACGGGCAGCCCCGCCCUGCCGCCCCUUCAGUCCAGCGCCUGGACGCCCAGCGCCGGCCAGUACAAGGACCUGCUGACCAUCCUGAGCCAGCCUGAGAUGGGCCUCAUCAACCAGUACUGCCAGGACUACUGGCAGCUGGGGGAAGGCAGCCUGGCGGAGGCCCCCCCGGGGCUCAGCAAGGCCAAGGGACUGAAGGAGCUCAAGGACCAGAAGAAGCCUCGCAACCGCCGGCAUCACGAUGAGCAGACCACCCCGGGCGAUACAUGAGGGCCCCCCCCCCCCUCCGGAGUCGGCCCCCUCUCACGCACCCCUCCUCUACAUCUCCUCGCCCCCACCCUUGUCGUGUAUCUGUGUCCCUCUCUGCACACCCUUACAACGUGGGGAAGACCUCCGCACAGGAUUCGAAAACCGAAAUCUCGAACCCCCCCAACCCCCCCCCCCCCCAAGAAACGCCAACAGCAAACAGGUUCUUCUUAACGGUUGGAAAAGUUACACAGUAUUUAUUGUAGGUUGUACAUAGUAGGAUUCUGUGCAUUUCUUUGUACUUAACUAGGAACGUUUUUUUUGUGAAUAGGUAAAUCUGUGCAAAUAUUGUUGUUAUGAUAUUAUUGUCGUUAGUUGUAUUGUUUAUUACAAAUUGUGUUAUAUUACAAAUAUCUUUAUGCUUUGUUUUUUGGAGAAACAGCAGCACUUCACAGCAGAACUGAAAGUGUAUAUAUCAUGGACAUGGAUUUAUGGACAUGGACUGAAGGACUGAUGUAGAUUCUUCAAGAAAGGUUAUAGUGCACUGGCUGCAUGUUGGAUCAACUUCAACUGCUGGUGGUAACCAGCCUCUGAUAUGGAACACUAUCCAGGACCUUCAGAAUGAACAGCUGACUCCAUUAUGGGACACAGCCAAUGGACUCUUAAGAUAAGGCAUUUCACGAAUGCAGAGAAAGGGAAAGCCCACAGACUGUAGCUUUGAGUAUAUUCAUUGGCCACACCUGUGUGAUGGGAGGUGCCGUAGGGUUAGCUGACCAAUGGGGUUUGAAAAGACCCAGAACCGCGUCGUUUCUUCCACAGACUGCUGAAGGAGGCUUCCAUCCUUUUCUCCUUGAGCACCCCCCCCCCUCUCCUGCUACAUCUACAAUACCUGCCAAGUCUCUUCCAAAGUAGUUGCUGUGGGGUGUUUUGUUUAUGUGUAAAUAUGACAUCUCAAUGUUGUAUCCUUGAGAAUGUGAUGCUUAGAAAAGCUGUUUUUAGGG